ACCAAUCCCGAGCCAGUUGGUGAAGCCGACUCCAUACCUGCACCCAGGUGCGCUCGCUCUGCGUCUCUCGGUCGCUCUGCUCACCGGAUGGAGCGGGCCCAAGCAGGGUCCGGAGGAGACCAACCUGGAGCCGAGGUCCCAAUGGAGCCCUUGGAGAGCCAGGUCGCGGCGCCGGAGCAGCCGCAGGUCCCCGCAGAGGAGCGACAUCUCGAGAGUCCCGAGAGCAGCCCGAGUCUGGCCUGCGCCGCAAAGGAGGCGGCGGGCGCGGGCCAGGACCUCUCCGGCGGGAAGAAGCUGCCCGCGCCUCGCCCGGCGCUCCUGCGGCUCCCGCCCCCCAGCCUGGGCUACGGCGCUUUCCGCCGCCAGGUGUCCGCGGGCUCCGAGCCGCCGUCGCCCGGCCCCGCCUCAGCCGAGCAGCCCCGGGCCGGCGAGGCGCCAGGGGCCGAGCUGGUGCCGGGGGAGCCGCCGCAGGGCGCCUGGGCCCCGGUGGAGCUGCAGGUGGACGUGCGCGUGAAGUCCGUGGGCGUAGCGGGCGGCAGCCGCGCGCCCUCGCCGGCGCCGUCCCCGCGCUUCCUCACCGUGCCGGUGCCCGAGUCCCCGGCCUUCUCCCGCCACGCGUUCCCCGCGCACCCGCUGCUGCCGCGGACCCCCGCCCGGCCCGAGCGCGGCCUCGACGUCGAGGGCCGGGCGAGCCCCGCCGACGGGCGCUCGGAGAGCCCGGGCUCCCCCACGUGCCGCGGCCGCUGCCGGGAGCUGGGGCUGGAGAAGGAGGAGGCCGGCGCGCUGCUGCACCGCGCCGAGACCGGAGGCGACGAGAAGCUGCCCCCGGCCAUACAGCUCGUAGGGCUGCCUAUGUACAUGAAGUCCCUGCGCUGGGCGCUGGCGGUCAUGGCCGUGUUCCUGGCCAUGUCCGCAGUCGCCAUCGUGGCUCUGGCAUCUAGAACAGGGACCAGGUGCCGGCCAUGUCCCCGGGGCUGGAUGUGGUUGGAGGAGAACUGCUACUACCUCUCUGCCGAAGCUCAGGCUUGGGAGGCCAGCCAGGCCUUCUGCUCAGCUCACCAGGCUACCCUCCCGCUGCUGAGCCACACCCAGGACUUCCUGAGCAGAUACCCAGUCCCCAAGUACUCCUGGGUAGGAGCCCGGCGAGGCCCCCAGGGCUGGCAGUGGAUCGACGGGGCCCCACUGUCGCCCCAGCUACUCCCGGAGGAAGAGGAGGACCAGCCAGAUCUCAAGUGCGGGGGCCUGGAGGGAGGCAAGCUGGUGGCUUUGGACUGUGCCUCUCCAAGACCGUGGGUCUGCGCCAAGGGGACCAAGUGACUUGGCUUCCACCCAUCCUGAGACUUGGGGGCCUGCAGCCACCGCAGGGGAAGCCAGGUUGCCGGCUGGGGUAGCCUCUUCCCUGGACCCAGACUUCCAGGUCUCCCUGCUCUGUGCUCAACAGGGGCCCUUUCUGAGCCAUAAGGGACUGGACUUCCGGCUCAGGCGGGUCACGUCCAAGGGAAAGGAGGCUUUCUGUGAGUGUCCAGCUUCUGGAGCAGAUUUGUUCGAUUACCUCGGGAUGCUGUGUGGUUUUGUUUUUGUUUUUGUUUUUUCGCUUUUUUGAGCCUAGGUUUCUCCCUCGUUAAAAUGCCCAUUUCCCAUCCUCUCCCUCACCUGCUAAAUUCCAUCUGCACACCCCCCGCCCCCAAGUCUUGGAGGACCGGGAGGCCUUAGCGAUCCCAGGUGCUGCCGGGCAGUUCUCCCCUGAGCGCAGGGACCGAGGCUGGAAUGUGGCAGCUGGGUGCACGGCUGACACCGCUGACCAACAGUGCUGGAAGAUGGCAAGUGAGAAGUGGUUGUCCCCGGAGGAAAGAGGAGGGUGUCCUUCCCGGCCCCGAGCUGGCAGAGGGUAAGGUUCACAGUGUGUGGCACUGGCGGGGCCUCUGAGCAGCUGAUGCCCAAGGCUGGGAAGAUGCAGAGCACGCCCCCCGGCGCCCACCCCCACCCCUGGCCCCGGGCAGGAAAACCCGGGAGCUGCAAAGCACAGGGUCCAGAGGAAGGAAAUCAGAAUUGUGGGGAGGUCGAGGCAGCUCUUCCCCUGACAGGUGUGGGGACACCAGCCCAAAGAUAUCUGUGUUGGGGUUCAGUGAGGGGCCUUCAGGCCAGAAGGAGUGGCCGGGGGGGCCGGAGGACUGGUUUAGUCUGUGCAGGCUGUCCAGAUCUCUCUCCCAGUGACCGGGGACGGUACCUGCAUGUUCCCUUGGUGCCAAGCACUCGACGUGACUCUCCUGGGCCCACUGACCUCCCUUGUCAGGGGCAGGCCAUGCGUUCAGCUUCCUCUUGAACAGAAACCUUUAUUGAUCCGUUCACACCAGUCUCUGGUACAGAACGCACGGACUGGCUGGCGGAGAGGGGUGGGGUCCUACACUGGACAAGCAAUAAAAAUCUUAGAAACGCUCUGGUGUUCCUCCUGGCUUUCUCACUCCCGCUACCAUUUAACCCCAGAGCUUGGUAACAUGUUCCACUCACACCUCACAGUCCCGCUCAGCAAGGUCCUGAGCCUGGCUCGUUAGGUGUGUCCGACACUGGCAGCCGUCUGGCUGCUCCUAGCUCAAGGCCAGGAACCACAGGUGGGGGACACCUGGGGUACAGAUGGCCAGGGUGUGGUGGGUGGUGCCAAAGCCUGGAAGUCCUAAAGUUUUUAGGCUCCACCUGGUGAGGAAUUGGAACAAGAGCGAUCUUUUGACCUAGGUCCUAAGAAGCUACUAGUUCCUGUCCAAAGUAGGCAGACCAAGAAACAGCAGUGUAACCAUAUUAUUUAGAAAUAUGGAGAGGCACCUCCAGUAGGUAAAUGACUGACUCUUGGUUUUGGCUCAAGUCAGGAUCUCAGGGUCAGGAGAUUGUGUUCCACCUCGGGCCCCGCACUCAUUGUGGAGGUUCUCUCCCUCUUCCUCUGCCUCUCCCCACCCAAUAAAUAAAAACCUUUUUUUAAAAUAUUUUAUUUAUUUAUUUGUCAGAGAGAGAGAGCGAGAGCAAGUGCACAAGCAGGCAGAGUGGCAGGCAGAGGCAGAGGGAGAAGCAGGCUCCCCGCCGAGCAAGGAGCCAGAUAAGGGGCUCCAUCCCAGGAUGUCGGGAUCAUGACUCGAGCCAAAGGCAACCGCUCAACCAACUGAGCCACCCAGGUGACUCAAUAAAUAAAAAUCUUAAAAGAAAGAAAAAAGAAAAGAAAAGAAAAAGAAAUACGGAAACAGUACUAGAAGAAAUGGCAAAAAUAAUUUAAAGUGAUUGCCUUAAAACUAACUGAUAGUGCCUGGAGUCAGAAUAGGAGUUAUGUGGGGAAAUAUAAACUGAGAAGGGUCCCCAGGGAACAUUCUCGGGUGCUGGAAGUGGUCUGGAUCUGGACAGGGUCAGGUGGACACAGACAUAAAUGUUCAUCAAGCUGUAUACUUAAGAUUAAGAAACUCCAGUGUUUACAAGGAGCAAGAAUAAGAUUAUAGAGGGACCAAUCUUUGUGGUUUAAAUAUGUGUACUUUAGUAUUACUAAAGCUGUUUUCAUUGGUUGGUUUUCUUGUUUGUUUUAAGAGCCCGUAUUUAUAUACUACUAUGAUGAAAAGAAGAUUUAGACUUUUUUAAAAAGUCCACAAGAUCUUGAUGCACAGCCCAGCUUGAGAAUUGCUGGCUCCAGAAGUGAGUCCUGGGGCCACCAUUCUUUGCAGCCUGCCAUUACCUCAUUUGCUGAGGGGCCUUCUCACAGGUUCCAGCCAGGCGUUCAGAGUGCAUCUUUCUCUUUGUACAAAACUGAAGCUGGGGAAAUGACACAGCAGUCUGGACGGCAUGGAAUUCCUCCUGAGGAGUUUCUCUAGUCUCUCUUCCCACCAGGUGCCACCAGCUGCUAGUGUGUCAAAUCCACACAUCAUCGUGUCACUGGCGGCACUGGCUGGGGUCCAUUCAGAUGGUCAUCCAGUGGUGGAAGAGCCACCAGUGUCAGGUGUAUUUGACUCCUCAUCCGCCCCAUCAAGAGAUUCUGCUUCAGUGGAUCAGAUUUUUACCAUUUACCAUUUUUAAUGCUGAUGCAUAUAGUCCAGACGCUACAUUUUGAGAAACCCUGUCUAAAAGAGCCCAUGGUGGGGCAGGGAGGUGGGGGGGUGGAUCUGUAAACCUAUUUUAAAUCAACUUAUUGGGGCGCCUGGGUGGCUCAGUGGGUUAAGCCUCUGCCUUCGACUCAGGUCAUGAUCUCAAGGUUCUGGGAUCAAGCCCCACAUCGGGCUCUCGGCUCAGCAGGAAGCCUGCUUCCCCCUCUCUCUGCCUGCCUCUCUGCCUCCUUGUGAUCUCUGUCAAAUAAAUUAAAUCUUAAAAAAAAAAGAAAAACUUAUUGAGGGGCACCAGGAUGACUCAGUGGGUUAAAGCCUCUGCCUUUGGCUGAGGUCAUGAUCUUGCGGUCCUGGGAUCGAGCCCCACGUUGGGCUCUCUGCUCAGCAGGGAGUCUGCUUCCUCCUCUCUCUCUCUCUGCCUGCCUCUCUGCCUACUUGUGAUCUCUGUUUCUCAAAUAA
Mustela lutreola (European mink) is the source of this 4529-nucleotide messenger RNA. RefSeq names its product killer cell lectin like receptor G2 (gene KLRG2). Lineage: Eukaryota; Metazoa; Chordata; Mammalia; Carnivora; Mustelidae. Bases 88 to 1317 code for a protein of 409 amino acids. The record is from RefSeq and is a predicted model, not a curated record. The transcript is spliced from 6 exons.